CCAAAUCUUUCAAUGAUGGCUGAACGGUGAUUAGCCAAGGGGAAGCCCAUUCUUUUGUCUGUUAUUUUUGGAAGAUUCAGUUUGGAAUGUCGCAAAAUUGCACCGUUCGUGAAUCAAUCAUUAUUAAAAUGUUCAUUAGUGAAGUCAGUGCAGUCGGUUGAGAGAUCCGAAGUUCGGUUCGACGAUCCGUGUGUCCACUUCAGUCUUGGUGGACAGUGUCUGUGCUAGAAUCCAUUGAUUUUCAUAAUUCUGCCUUUCUGUUCUAGACUUUGACUCCCCAGUCGUUCUAUUAUUAUAUUGUUCCCUAUCUCGCUAGCUCAUAAUUCUGAAUGACUUCUUGUAAUUUUUUUUAAAGUAAAAUCUCUUUUGAGUGUUAGCUCCAAUCUUGUCACCGAGCGUCCAACAGUUGCACGCAUGUGUUUCCCGCAUAGAUGUUGAGGUCCUGGACUCCACGACAUCAUGAAUAAUCACCUCAAUUCAGAGAAUUUCAAUAUCAACGAUUUGUCACCUGAUCAACAGAAAAUGCUAAUUGAAAUCAGGAGAAGGAAAGCAGAGUUGCUGCUUGAGAUUCAGCAAUUGAAAGAUGAACUGGGAGAAGUCAUGUCAGAAAUGGAGAACAUGGAUGCUGCAGAUGACAGUAAAAACCAAACAAGAACUAAACAGAUGUCUAUUGGACGGAAAAAGUUCAACAUGGACCCGAAGAAAGGUAUUGAAUACUUGGUGGAGCAUGGGCUGCUGGAACCAACGCAAGAAGACGUGGCUGCAUUCCUGUAUAAAGGAGAAGGACUCAACAAAACGGCCAUUGGAGAUUACUUGGGUGAAAGAAAUGAAUUUAAUGAGCGUGUCCUAAAGUCUUUUGUUGAGCUCCAUGACUUCACGGACUUAAUUCUUGUUCAAGCUUUGAGGCAAUUUCUGUGGAGUUUCCGACUACCAGGUGAAGCUCAAAAAAUUGAUAGGAUGAUGGAAUGCUUUGCCCAACGAUACUGUCAGCUAAAUCCAAAUAUAUUCACUAACACUGAUACAUGCUAUGUACUAUCAUUUGCAAUAAUCAUGCUGAAUACAAGUUUACACAAUCCAAGUGUGAAGGACAAACCAUCGGUUGAACAGUUUAUUUCAAUGAAUCGAGGAAUCAACAAUGGAGGAGAUCUUCCCCGAGAACUUCUCGUCAGUUUGUAUGAAAGCAUCAAGACAGAGCCUUUCAAAAUACCAGAGGAUGAUGGAAAUGACCUCAUGCACACUUUCUUCAACCCAGACAAAGAAGGCUGGUUGUGGAAACAAGGUGGUAGAUACAAGAGCUGGAAGAGACGUUGGUUCAUCCUAAAUGACAACUGUUUGUACUACUUUGAGUACACGACUGACAAGGAGCCUCGUGGUAUUAUUCCUCUAGAAAACAUCCAAGUGCGAGAAGCCAGCGAUAGGCACAAACCACACUGCUUCGAGCUUUUCGCCACAGGCUCAGACUUCAUCAAGGCCUGCAAAACGGACAGCGAAGGCAAAGUGGUCGAAGGGAAGCACACGGUAUACCGCAUGUCAGCUGCCACGUCUGAGGAGAAGGAUGAAUGGAUUCACUGUCUAAGGCAAAGCAUAAGUCAUAAUCCGUUCUAUGACAUGCUGGCCGCUCGCAAGAAGAAAGCCCAAAAAACAAGUGGCCACCAUCACGCUCAUCAAGGCAAGAGCUAAGUACCCUGCCAUUAUAGUAACUUCUUCCCUGAAUCUUUUUAACUUCUUUGUAUAGUAUUUUUUCUUACCAUUGAUCAAAUGCCCUUCCCAUUAUUUUUAGCAUGUACUUAAUCUUACCAGCCAGAAGAGUUUGAAUAUCCCUAAAUCACACAGCCUAGAUGAAAGGCCUUCCUGAAAGUGGAAAAGAGUAACACUAGAGUUGCUUAGUGUUCACCUCCUUUCAUUGAGUGUAACCUAUUCAUUUGUGGGGAUGGGAAUUUUUCCCCUUGAUGAAGAUAUAUCAUGACAGCUGUUUCUUCCACAAUUGAACCAAUUCUUUUCCUAACGGCUCAAGGCCAAAACCAACUUUCAAGAAAAACCGAACAAAGUGUGCUGUUGAGCAAGCUUUUAAUCUUUUAAGCCUACUUGCAGUGAAUAUUCUUCAACAUACAUUUUUUGGGCUCAAAAGAUUGAACGUACAGUUUUUCCUGAAACUUGGAUUUUGGCACUGGGGCCCUUGAGAAAAAUAUUGGUUCAACUGAGAAACAUGCAAACUUAUCUCUCGUAUAUUUAUAGAUUUUCUGUCCUAUUUUGGUCCUGCUUGAUACAAAAUGAUCAAGCAAUGCUCCCACAAAAGCCCAUUUUGCAGAGAAAUGUUUUGUAAACUAAUUUUUUUUCUCUCUAAAAUUACCCAGAGAAAAUUAUUCAUAGGAACCAAAAAUUUUAUACUAGAAACGCAGAAAAUUUUAAGAUGAAAAAUUGAAAGUUUUUCCCAACAUGUUCAUUCUCAUUCUUUUUAAGAUUAAUUGCUCAUUCAAGUUUCUGAUUUUUAUGUAACCAGAAUAGUCACAUAUUUUAGCAAUGUUUCAUUAAUUUUUUUAUUGAAAACACCCUCUUUCAAUAAUCUUCAGAUUCUGUCUCCUAUACUCAAAAUUAUAUAGUAAGCAUAUUCAUCACAUGGACGAUUAAGCAUAGCUUUAAGAAAGUAUUAUGUUCUAGACUUUGAAAACAGAAGGUCAUCCUUAUUAUAUGCCAAAGUAAUCAAAAAGUUUAACAUUUAAUCGGUGGGACUAAGUCAAGUUGAAGGAAAAUGUUUGCCAUCAUGUGUAAAAACAUAAAGAGACAUCUUUUUUUUAAGGAGGUUUGAAAAGCCUUCUUGAAUUAAUUAUAUUUUCAACGCAACGUUGGUAAAUAGGAAUGUUUAUCUCUGUAUUGUUCUCUAUUUAUGAGCAUCACGAUGGCAUUGGUUCCUGUCCCUGUCAACUAAGUAGUAUUCUUUCUUAUAAGCAAAUAUCAUCACUGUUAAUUAAAAUGAAGGGAGUUAACUCGUUUUAACUAUUACGUCCUGCACAAAACUAAUCGUUAUUUCUGAUUAAAAGAUAAAUUCAGAAACAAAUUUUCCAUUCACUUCUUUGUUUGUAAGAUAUUUCUUUUUUAACUAAAUUUAUCAUGAGUUAUUUUUGUAACAAAUCUUCAAGUUUAUUAAAGCAUCCACAAGGAAAUUGUCGUGAAAGCGGGAAGACUGAGUCAAUACAGUGACCGCUAAUUGUAAUCAGCCAUUUUUGAAGUGAUCCAUCUUCUUUUUCUAAGAUACUAUUUCUAAUGCUCUCCCUCAAACAUGGAUUAUUCUAAUUUCCAUUCUUUCUGCUAAAAAUUAAUUUAAGCUCAAGUACAAGAAUAUUUCAUUUAACAAAUAAAAACUAUGUCACUCAUGUUAAUACAGGAGAGCAGUAAAAAGCGUUUUCGAAAAGGGAGUUGAUUUGUCUGGGAAAUGGCAGCUUAUUUAAUUUUCACUAUUAUCUCUGAAUUUUUCAUGCUUUUAUACCAAGGUUUUCUCAAAACAAAACAAAUUAGUAUGAAAAUACUGACAGUGCAUAUAUAUUUUAUUUAAAAUGUAAUCAAUAUGUAAAAUGUUAGAAAUUCAUGUAUUCAUGUAAAAAAAUUACUUUAAGUUGUAAACUUAGAUUGAAAAUCAAAUUAUUGAACUAAAAAAUUUUAUAUGCGUUUCGAUUUGUUUAUAAGUGAAGAAGAAAAGAAACGGUAGCGUGAAAUAUCACAAGCUACAAACUAUGUUGAAUAACCAUUAGCAACCUCCUGUUUCAACUGACAAUGAAUCCUCCGUAGGCAGUUUGUCCAUAGAUGAGCUUCUUACUGUUUAGUUAGUUGUUACUAUUAUUUAAUUUUUUUUCUUUUUUUUCUUUCAUCAUGUGAAUUUUUUUCCUCUCAUGUUAGUCAGACCAAGCUCUUCAUGAAACAAUAUGAUUGCAAUGCAUCUAUAAAAUGUCUGCAUUUGUUCCAAACAAAUAAAACAGGAAGUAGAACAUUGCCGGUAUGAUGAAAAUAAUGUUUUUUAAGAAUUUUUUAUUAAUUUUUUUUCAUUUCCAAAAGAAGAAAUAUAUUAUAAAAACUGUUUAUCAUUUGAAUAGCUAUUCAUUUUUAAUGAGAGUUCAUAGGUGAUUUCACGGAAAUAGGUGUCAGAUGGUGAUAGGUCUGCUGUGGGUUUGCACGAUGGCAUCACUGGUCUUUAUCCUUGUUUCAUACUCUUAUUUAAACUGUCCAGUGUCCAUUUGGUGGAUUCCUUGACUGCAAUUGGGCGGCAACACUGUGUCCUCAUCUGACAUUUUCCUGAAAAUUUUGCCGAAAAAAUAUUUUGUGCACUUUUUUGCUCAUUUUAUGGUGGUUUAGGGUGACCACAGUGAUCACUGACUGGCUUUGAUAGUUAAUUUAGAAGUCAUGAAAUAGAUAUUUUGCAGUUGUUAUGUUUCAGGAAAAAUUACCUGAAUUUCCUGUUAUCACUCCAUUUUUCACGUUUUAACCUUCACUGAAGUGGUUCAAGUCCUUGCCUUGAAAUUGCCUUAACUUGACUUUUGGUCUUGCUUCAUUCACAUGAAUCACUUACGUAGUUGAAUGAGUCACAAAAAUUCACGGUUAUUGUUCAUGCUUCCGAUUAGAUGUGUGUAAUUAAUGACCUAUCCCUAAGAAAAAUACAUUUUUUGUGACUGAUGCAUUAAACCAUUGCUGUAGAUUAGUUUUUAUCCAUUACUGUACCAUUUACUCAUCUGUUCCCCAUACUUAUCUUGUGUUUUGUCACUUAAGAACAGUUGUGAACUAUCACAUUUUGUCUCUUGAAUUUCCAAAACUUUUGACAAAGCGAGCAUUUCAUGAUGUGGCUCUUCAUAAUAAUUAAAUAUUUUUGGUUUUUGUGAUGUUCAAUUAAUGUUAUCGAUGAGAAAUGGAUUGUUAAAACUAAGAGAUCAUCGUAAGCAUUUCCAGCCCUCUCAUAUACCAGCGGUAAAAUUUGCAGAAGGAAGGCUUAUAAUAGUCCAGGUGGGCUCCUGGAUUUUGUUAUUUGCACAAACAGCAUCGCACCUGAGAUCAUUGCUGCCUGCUUCACCUGAUGAGCUGGACCGAAAUACCGAACGCCUCCAUGUUACAUGGAGCCCUUCUUCCAGAAUUCUCCUCAAUUUCAGGUCAUCGAUGCUUUUUAGUUUUGUUAUGUAACGAAAGCUUAAAACGUAUGAGUAACAGAUGAAUAACUGACCAAUAACCAAAACUGCUCUGUUGCCAAUGAUUCUAAAAUAAUAGCCUUUGAUCUGUGCCCAAAUUUUGUUAUUCGCUUUAUCCAGGAUGCGUAUGGCUCAAAUUGAUCAUGAAGUUUGUAUGCGAACUCUCUGAUGGGCUGAUUCCACAGAUUUUUUUAUACAUGAGUUCCCGACGGCUGCAACCUACAAAAUUUGGGCUCAGCUCUGUGGCUGUUUUUGUUGUUGUUAUUGUUUUUAUUGUUAAUUCUAAGCGAUCAGUUGAUAAAUUAAAAUUCACCUAAUAUUGCUCCAGUCAUUAUAAAGACAAUAUUUUCUCUAUAAAUUUUUAUACUGUACAAUCAUACAUAGUUUAUUUUUUGUUGCAAAUGUAAAUAAAUCAAUUUGUAUAAUAAAACAAAUUUCUAAGAAGUUAAAA
This is a messenger RNA of Bemisia tabaci, 5616 nucleotides long. It is a transcript of the gene step, whose product is annotated as cytohesin steppke. Lineage: Eukaryota; Metazoa; Arthropoda; Insecta; Hemiptera; Aleyrodidae. Gene Ontology annotation, biological process: regulation of ARF protein signal transduction. The record is from RefSeq and is a predicted model, not a curated record. Gene Ontology annotation, molecular function: guanyl-nucleotide exchange factor activity.